GUUUCCUUAGUUUAGUGUUGCCUGUGUUGUGCCCGAAAGUAGUGUUGUAGAUUUUACUGCGCUGUGCCCGUAAUCAUUGAGUGACCGCCCUGUGCGUGUGUUGCCGCGUCAGGAAGGGAGUGUUGCGUCUCCAGGAGGGUCUUCCCCUUCCGAGUGGCGUCCGCGCUUGCUUCCUUCGUCAGGCACCUCCCGCCUCACGCCUUGCUUCCUCCCGUCUCCCAGAGUCUACACACCUGCACUCUUGAGGCACCUCCCGCCUCACGCCUUGCUUCCUCCCGUCUCCCAGAGUCUACACACCUGCACUCUUGAGGCUGCUGGCGAGAGGAACUGCCGUCCCAAGCCCUCCACCAUGGCCGCCGCUCCGAAAGUUUGCGUCCGUCGCAUUAAGCUUAUCUGUCUCAUGGAGAACGCAGGCAAGGACGUCUUGACCUUCGUGUUGAAGCGCGGCGCGCUGAACGCCCCCGCCACGCCGCCGGGCCAGUCCCUCACUGACUACCUUGACAACUUCCCUGAAGACUCGACAGCCAACUAUGGAAGGAUGAGUAAAAAACAAAAGAAAGCAGCAGUGAACCACACCGACCGCCGCCAAGCACAACGCUUCCCUUUAUGGGACAAUUUUGACGUGACUUUGCUCUGCAAAGCAAUAAAGCUGACGUGCGAAGGCCUGGCGAGAGAUGGCGAUCCCGAAUGGGGGAACCAGAACACCCUGGAGGGAUUGGUAACGAAAAUCAAGGAUGAGCGGAAUGAACUCUUUCAUGAAGUGAAAUCUUUCAGCGAGGCAGAGUACCAGCACAAAGUCAACGAGUUAGAACACCUCUUUAUCCGAGUCCUCGCCGCAGCCAAGACCAAAUACUGCAUUCCUGACGCAGAGGUGACACCCGUGCAGGACAACGCCCGGCAGGUCGCUGAUACCUUCAGAAAAACAGGAAUGGAGAAAGAAAUUUUAAAAGAUUAUUUCAGUAUCAUGCACCAAGAAUUUCUGAGAGACACUCAGACCCACCUCAAAACAUCCUAUGAUCGAGUGCAAACCUUUGAUCCUCUGUCCUUCCUUACCGACUCCCCAAAACACCAUCAUCACAUCCAGGACAUUUUCUGCAAGAUGUCCCUCGUGGAAGGAAGAGGACACCGCCAACAGAGGCGAGACAUCGACACUUGCGACGUGCUGACGGUGACGCGCCGCGCGGGACAGAAUCCACAGCCGUCCACAUCCUCAUCGGCCACGCCGCCCACGCACGGCGCCAAGCCACAGCUCAUCCUGAUCAGGGGCGUGGCAGGAAGCGGCAAAACGACCCUGCUCACCUUCCUUGUCUCAGAGUGGCUUCAGGAGCCCGGCGCCUGCACCAUCAAACACCUGGACGAGUACGACAUCGUGGUGCGUGUCUUGUGCCGCGAUAAUGAAGGCCCAUCUCUCCAGAACUUCCUCAAAGUGAUCCUCCCAAACCAUUUUGCUGUGAUGGACGAACACCUCAUCCCCCUCCUACAACAAAGCAAAGUUCUCUUCCUGAUUGACGGCCUGGACGAACUGUCGCCAGGCAGUCCAUCACACAGCCUUGUGAAGGACAUCCUCUACAUAUCGAAAUACUCGCCAGGCUUCACACUCGUCUGCACAUCGCGUCCCGAAACAGUGCAAGACUUCCUGGCCAAAUUACCUGAUGGUUAUGAGGUGUGGGACAUGGAGAUGAAAAGUGUUAGCCAUGAACAAAGAAUUCAUUUUGUCAUGAAGCAUUACAACAGCUUCCCAGACAAGGGGGACAAAGACCCUGAGAGGCUUGAGUACCUCAUGAAACACAUUGGCUGGAAGGAUUACCUCGGCCUGCCAUUAAAUCUAUUGUUCGUGGCAACACUUUUCUACAUCGAUCAAGACAAGAUCAAGAUCACCACCACCCAGACCAGCCUGUACGUCACCAUUCGAGACUGGUGCAUAGAAAAACUGCAGGGCAGACUCACAGAUGAUCCACGAGACACAAAGACCCGCGAGGUCCUCAUCUCUAGGGUUCUACAAGAUAUAUACGACACUUCAUUGCAAGGUCUUCUACAAGACCGACUCACUCUGUCAAAACAGGAAGAGCAGAAGCUGAUUUGUUGCUGCCUUGGAAAAGGAUUACCCAGCAAGGAAGUCAUCCCAGCGUUUUUCAAUCUUCAAGACACCAGUGACAGGCUGGGGCAUCAUCAGAAGUACGCAGCCCCACACAAGAGCCUACAGGAAUUCUACGGUGCAUCAGCAAUCGUCCACAAGCUGGUGGAGGGCUCACACUCAGCAAACAUACGUCGCAUGCUUCACGACCCGCCGCCAGAACAGCUCCGGAACUUAAGGAACCUGCUGCUGCACGUGGCAGGUCUCCUCUGCCACCCUAACACACCACUUUGUGCUGCAGCCAUACAAGAGGUGGUGGACCUGCUGGCGGAGACUGGUGUGGAAAACUGUGAUGAUUGGCUGUCCAUGCUGGAGGACACUGAAGUGAACAGGACUGCCUUGGAUUGUGUUGUCAGACACAUUACAAGUCAUGAGAGGGAGAGGGUAACAAUAACAGACAGCACCAUCACCAGUGCCAGGGCCCUCCUCCCCCUCAUCCCCUCCAAGGAGGUAUGGAUAAAGCUAAGCAGGAAGGAAUCAGACGUGCAGGGGCUCAUCUUGGAACACCACAAAUACACUGUGCUGCACCUGCACCACCAAUACAGGCAUCCAGACCAAGCCACUCUCUGUGACUCCUUGCUGCGUGCCAUGCCCAGGAGUCACCUUCAGUUGUUCACGGGUCACCUAAGUGGUGCCGGCACACAGCUGCUGCAGGAGUGCCGGGGCCUGGAGUGGCUCAGCCUGGCCGUGUGUGACCAAGACGCCCAAGAGGUUCUGGCCGCCAUCAGCGCCGUCCACGCGUCGCUGCCUCAGCUACACACCCUCUGCCUACACGUCCCCGUGGGUGCCGUGAGGACACAGGCGUGCACCACACGGCUGCCUGGCGGCCCACGGGUGAGCCUCGUGUUGUCUGGCGUGGACGAGAGGCUGCUGGAGGAGGCGGCCCAGAUAGCACAGCUCCUGCAGCCCACACAGCGCCCAUACUGCAGCAUCAGGUUCCCCGGCAGCAGCAUGAAGGCAGAUGUGUGGCGGCGCUGCCUUCACAAGCUGGCCAAUGCCGGCGUCACGCUGCGUGGUGGUGGUGGUGGUGGUGGUAUUGUUAUUCUUGGUGGUAUUGAAGCACCGGACACCAGCCCCAUCACGGAGGAGGAGGAGAGGGAGCUGCACACCCUUGCCACCACCACGAUGUUACAUGCCUUCAAAAGACGGCCUGAAAAGAACCUGUGGAAGGUGCUCCUGUAAUCCCCGUGACGGCCAGACUCAUCGGUGCUGGAAGUGCAUCCACUCACGAGGCAAACACCUGGGCUGCAUUUAUCCUACUGCAUUGUGUGUGUACAAGUCUACAGUGUGGCGCUCUCUCUCUCUCUCUCUCUCUCUCUCUCUCUCUCUCUCUCUCUCUCUCUCUCUGAUGAUUCAAAUUAUAUUCCUAAGUUUGUUAGAAUUCCUAAGUCUUGAUCUCUCUCUCUCUCUCUCUCUCUCUCUCUCUCUCUCUCUCUCUCUCUCUCUCUCUCUCUCUCUCUGAUGAUUAAAAUUAUAUUCCUAAGUUUGUUAGAAUUCUUAAGUCUUGAUCUCUCUCUCUCUCUCUCUCUCUCUCUCUCUCUCUCUCUCUCUCUCUCUCUCUCUCUCUCUCUCUCUCUCUCUCUCUCUGAUGAUUCAAAUUAUAUUCUUAAGUUUGUUAGAAUUCUUAAGUCUCUCUCUCUCUCUCUCUCUCUCUCUCUCUCUCUCUCUCUCUCUCUCUCUCUCUCUUUCUCUGAUGAUUCAAAUUAUAUUCUUAAGUUUGUUAGAAUUCUUAAGUUUUGACUCUCUCUCUCUCUCUCCCCCCUCUCUCUCUCGCUGUUUGUGUGUGUGUGUCCGUGGUGGUGGGUGAAGUUUGAAGUUGUGUUGGUAAGGUGGUGGCGAGUGUGAGUGUGAAGUGUCGGUGUGCAGUGUGUGUGAGAGCCAAGUGUCAGUUAGGAUCACGUUAGUACAAGGUGGGCCCAAGCAAAGUUGUGGUGCAGUUUGCAAUGAUUGUUGAUGGUGCACGUGCAGUUUUCCUCGUGGCAAAGUUCACGCCAGAAGUGAGAGAGUCAAGUCACCACAAGACAAGGCUCAGUGUUCUGUCGUGAAGUCUGCGGUGACUGCUGCUAUCACUUCCCACCUGCAGUAUAUACCUUUUAGCAAAGUUUACUUACAAGUUGUGAGUCACCACAAGCCCGGGACUCAACACUCUAUUCUUUAGUGCCUGAUGAUUCUUAAUUGUUCAUCUGCAGUUUGUGUUGCAGCAACGGUUGCGCCAAAACUAUGUUAGUGCGCGCCGAGGAUGCAAGAUGACUGAUUGUCAGUGUUGCGUGCGGUGCGUGUGUUUAGGCCAAGUGUAAGUGACGGCUGAGUUAGUGCAAGAUAAGGCUGAGUAGUGUUCUGUUCUGAAGUGUGAGGCGGUUCUUGGGGUCACUUCCCACCUGCAGUAUGUCUUGUGGCAAAGUUGAAGCUGAGAAUUAAGUUAGUACAAGCGGAGGAUUCAAGUGAUUUGGUUCACCUCACGGUGAUUCUUAAUGUUUGUUGCACCUGCUGUUUGUCUUUAGGCUAAGUUAAGUUACAACUAAGCUGAGUUACAACCACAAGCUGAGGGUGAAGGCUGCUGCUGCUGCUGCUGCUGCUGCUGCUGCUGCUGCUGCUGCAUGCAGUCUUCACCUCAACUUGGUCAGGUUGAUGCUUUCUUCAUUUCUGUGUUGAGUUACAAGUUUACUACAAGUGGUGGCAGGUUUGUCACGUUCUCGUAAGUGGAUGCACGGGUGUGAGUGUGGCGGUGGUGGUGGUGGUGGUGGUGGUGGUGGUGAGAGCCGUGCAUUCCCCAGGGAAGGGGAACGCCCGCCACGUGCAAGUGUGGCGAGGAGCUUCACCACAAACACUGUAUUCUCUGUACCACACAUGGCUGAUUCCCUCAUUAAAAGCUGUAGUACAA
Messenger RNA from Scylla paramamosain (green mud crab), 5015 nucleotides. RefSeq lists its product as uncharacterized. The transcript has 10 exons. NCBI's taxonomy places the organism in Eukaryota, Metazoa, Arthropoda, Malacostraca, Decapoda, Portunidae. The coding region runs from base 350 to 3316 and encodes 988 amino acids. The record is from RefSeq and is a predicted model, not a curated record.